Messenger RNA from Papilio polytes (common Mormon), 4196 nucleotides. RefSeq lists its product as uncharacterized. The coding region runs from base 91 to 4071 and encodes 1326 amino acids. NCBI's taxonomy places the organism in Eukaryota, Metazoa, Arthropoda, Insecta, Lepidoptera, Papilionidae. The record is from RefSeq and is a predicted model, not a curated record. The transcript is spliced from 18 exons.
AACGGAAAUCGGGAUACGGUUUUUUAAUUAUUCGUCAAAUUUAUUAAUCGGCCCUUUUAUAAAUGUUAUUUUGAUUGAAAAUUAUUUAUAAUGGAUAAUCCGCUUACUCCAAAUAAAAUACUACGAUUGUUGCAUUAUGCGGAAGACAAAUCUUUUAGUCUCAAAAAGCGAUUGGCACAAGAAGAGGAAGAGAAACGCAUGGAUAAUCAGGAAAGGACGACAAAUAAAUCCAGUAUGCAUUUGGAAUCGUCAUCCGGAAUAUUGGACCUAGACAAAGUGGAGGGUUUCGGUGAAGGGGGCUUAAGUAUUAUGUCAUUCAAUAAAUCCACUGCAUUUAAUCCUGGUGAGAUGACUGGUAGAUCAACUGGUACUGAAGAAGUCAAGGCUCAUACUGAACGCAAGGAACCAGGCAGAAAACCUCUAGAUGCCUAUGAUGAAUAUGGACGACAUUCAUUUGCUUUAGAAAGUCUCGCCAGUAACUUAGAGAAGCAGACAAUGGAAGUUAAUGAUAUUAUGAGACAUUCUAUUGCAAGUAAUUAUUCUUUUCAUUCAAAGAAGGACAUGACAGCAGAAGAAGCGUCAUUUGUCUUGAACCAUGCUCCACUGCCAGUACAGCAAAGCACCCAAGUUAACAUCACAGCAGACAACUUACCGGACACCACUACAAACAUGUCUGUCGGAGGUUAUUUCCAAGACAGAUGUCCUGAAUUUAAAAAUAUAUUCCAAAUGACUGAUAGUCCAAUCAGGUCUGUGAGACCUAGUAUUAGUGAAGUUUCCCUGUCGACUCCAUUGAAUUCAAUUAGCAAUGAAAGUAAGAAAACAUAUGUUGUGGAUCAAUCUUUGGAUUGUGUACCAGUGAGGCAGCGAGCCGCUAACAAUGAUGUUAAAAAUGAAUCCAAAUUCAGUAUGGCUCGGAACUUCACAGUACCGGAAAUAUCUGACAGCAGUUGCAGUACAGAUAUCCCUCCAGUUAAUAAUGAAUUGUUCAAAGUACCAAUGAGUAAAUAUGAUCAAGAAGAAUCUAACAUUAAACAGAAUUUGCUACAGAAAAGACUUCUGCAAUCUCUCAAUGUUGAACAGUUUUUGAAAAAAUCCUCCCCAUUUCAAAUGCCUACUGAAGAAUCUGGUGUUUCAGUUGAUAAUGAUAAUGAAAAUUCUCUGAGUAUUUCUAAAAUUGCGGACUACCUAGGAAAACAAUCAAAUGUAAGCAUAACCGGUAUGCUGCAACUAACUAAUCAAAAACAUGCUUUGAAAAAGGAGCCAUUAUCAGAGUUGCAUAUGAAUGCUCAGAAUAAUAUGAGAGCUAAAGACAGAAUGUCUACCACUAAUUUAAAGAGUAUGGAACAUGCAAAGUCUAUGGCUCACAUGAAGGGAAUGGAACAAAUGAAGGGUAUGGAACUCAUGAAAGAUAUGACACACAUGAAGAAUAUGACACAUAUGAAGGGUAUGGAACACAUGAAGGAUAUGACACACAUGAAGGAUAUGACACACAUGAAGGGUACGGAACACAUGAAGGAUAUGACACACAUGAAGGAUAUGACACACAUGAAGGGUAUGGAACACAUGAAGGAUAUGGAAAACAUGAAGGAUAUGACUCACAUGAAGGGUGUGGAACACAUAAAGGGUAUGGAACAUAUAAAAAGCAUGGAACACAAGGGUCCAGAAAUGUCUAGUUCUGGUAAAAUGAGCCUAGUUACCUCUCUUGAAUCAUUGAAGAUCAGAGAGAAGAAAACUGUACCCACAGUUGUGAUUACUCCUUCGUUGAACAAAACAGAAUGCAGUGACACUGAAAGUAGGAAAAGAAUUUCAAGAUCUAAAUCCCCGUCAAGCAAAAGUCCAUCUACUUUAAGCACUGUGCAAGAAAAUCACAACAGUUUCAAAUCUAAUGAUAGUCCUCUACAAAGAAGUAAAGGCGAUGUAAAUUUGUCUCACGUAGCUUCGCCCAAUGUUCAGUACACAGAGUUAGAUAGUUCAGUGGACUGGCGCGAGGUGCUGCGCCACAAGACACGGCACCGCUUGCCUGAAGAUCAAUGGACAGAGAUUAGAGCUACAGGUGUGAAAGGUUAUGUGGGGACUUGCUGUGACACCACAAUAACUAUUACCACACUAUCAGACAGUUGGUUGACAGCAAAAUUACAUUUUAUCGAUUUACCAAACGAUGGCAAAGAUUUGACCAUAGAAUUGCCUCGGCAGCCAUUGUUGCUGUCACCAGGAAAGACCGAAACAAUCAAAUUAUAUAUAACCUCUAAUAUGGAAAUGAACACAACUUUACCAUUCAAAGUAUAUCUGAGAGAUUCAUCUGUUGAUUCAGAUAUAGAACAAAUGGGAAAAUUGAAUGUAGAUUUCAAAAUGCCGACAAUACAAGCAAUUUCUUUUGAUGGUAUAAACAAAGUUGUUUUCCCAACAGUACAAGAAAACUGUAAUACAAUCAAAUAUUUUGUAAUUAUAAGCGAUUGUCCCGUUGAUUUGCAAUUAGAUUUGUCGAUUAUUGAAAAUAAUGAUGUUUUUACAAUAAAGAAUGUACAAGAAAUUCGUAAAAGCGAUGUUAACAAAGUUUUAAUGGAGCGUGACAAUGAAGAGGAUAAAGGAAAGGCGAAGGGAAAGAAUUUAAAUAAACAAUUGUGUCGACUUACAAGUGGUAAUGCAAUUAAAGUCUCUGUUGUGUUUACUGCUCCUAGAGUCACAGAUUUGGAUCGCAAUGACAGUUUGACUAAAUUCAAAGGUGCAUUGAAUAUAAAUUUAAUUGGAAUCAAAUCUGUAUUGAAUAAAGUGGAGUUGUAUGGAGAUGUGGGCUAUGCUAAGUUGCAAGUAGACAUACCGCCUCAUAAACUACAUUUAUCUAAUGAACCUAAAACUAUAAUGUUAAGAAAUUCUGGAAACAUGGCUGGGACAUGGUUUAUCAGAAUUAAACAUAAAACUCUCAACGACUAUAAUGUACCAUUCCAAGCGUCAUUACAAAGAAUUGAAUUAAGACCGGGAGCUGAAAAGGAAUUAACUAUCACAUACAAAGGAUCACAAGAUGAGUUUUUUGAAGGAACAUUAUAUUUCGAGGAUGCCUACACUGGUAUUAAAACGAAUAUCGACUUAACCGGUGGUUCGGAUAAGCCUAAAGUAUUUCCUAUAAAGACGACUUACCGCAGCAUGUCGUGGGUGCGCAGCGGAAGAAAGGAGCUCAGUCUGAGGAAUUCGACAAACAAGAAGAUCCAAAUCCGCUGUCAUAUAGUAGGCGAGGGGUUCACGCUGGAGGUGCCGCGCGCCGAGAGCCGCACCUACUGCCUCAGCUUCGGGCCCGGCGAGAGCCGCGCGCUGGCCGUGCUGUUCGCGCCCGCCUCGCCCGCGCCGCACGCCGCCGCACUGCAUCUCGUUUACGACAAAAGUAGCGAUUUCUCUAGAAAGGUGCACCUGUACGGAGCGUGCGGUGGUGCGGGUGCGGGGGGCGCGGCGGGCGCGGGCGGCGCGGGCGUGCGCUGGAGCGGGCUGGUGACGUACGGCGACACGGCGCUGGUGCGCGCGGCGGCGCGCCAGCCGCUGCAGCUGCCGCUCUACAACAAGUACAACGUGCCCGCCUUCCUCUGCGCACAACUCAGAUUCAGCCUGCAGUACCGGUGGUGCGAGGCGGGCUGCGAGGUGGAGGGCGCGCGCUGCGUGGUGGGCGCGCGGCGGCGGCACGCGCUGCAGCUGCGCCUGGACUGGGCGCGCGUGGAGCGGCGCGCGCGCGCCCUGCCCGCGCCGCCCGCCGCCACCGCGCUCGCCGCGCUCUCCGUGCUCGCCGGGCCCGAGAUCACGCGCCGCAGGAUACUCAGAAUAAUCAGAAACAAGACGACAGGUGAGCUGGACACCAGCCUGCUGCCGGAGCACCUCAGGGUGCUGGCGCAAGACAUCGAGGGUCAGGAGAUAGUCUCUGAAGAUGCUUUGAAAGACUUCGACGAAACAACCUCAUCGUUGAACGAGCUGAUAGAGAGCCUGCAGGAGCUGAGCGCGCAGAUCGACUUGCCGCAGGACUUCGCGGAGGAGCACACCAUACUCAUCAGCGACGACUCGCUGCUGCAGCACCACACGCUCGCUGAGUGAACCGCCUUUAUACUCCACUAGCUGUCGCUCGCGACUGCGCCCGCGUCACAUUUCCAGUUACUCGGUGAUAACGUAGCUUUUUAAUGGUGAAAGAAUUUUUAAAAUCGGCCAAGAAGUUUUUGAGU